This is a messenger RNA of Blepharisma stoltei, 695 nucleotides long. Lineage: Eukaryota; Ciliophora; Heterotrichea; Heterotrichida; Blepharismidae. The record is from the annotation of a GenBank genome assembly.
AUGCCUGAAUGGGACGAUCCUGAAGAAGAAGCUCCAGCUGUAAUAAUAGAAGAGCCAAAGCCUGGCGUAAAACCUUUUCUUAUAUGUGACUCUGCUACGCUAAAUUACCACUUAACAGCUGGAAAUCCUUUUGCAAAAAUCGUAGAAGAGUUUGCGAAAAUUGGAGAAGACAAAAAUGUUUAUUGUGUGCCUAUGUCGAAGCCCUUUGAAAAAAUUUGGUAUUAUAAAGAUCUAGAAAACAGGACGCAAGGCCCAUUUAGCUCUGUUGAGAUGUUUAAUUGGGCAGCUCGUGGCUGUUUUCCUCAAGAUUUAAAAAUAUACUGAUUUGGAUGUAUUUUUAUAAAAUUAUUUAUAAAGAACAUCAUUUUGCUAGUAAAAAUUGGGACUAAUAUAAAUUGUAUAGCGUAUCACAAGGUGAUAAUAAUCCUUUUAUGCCAAUGAAUAGAUACAGUUCUAAAGUCCCUCCUAAAUCACCAAUAAAAGUUCCAGCCACAGCAAAAACAAUCGAUGAAAUUGAAAAGCUGCAAACUCCUAUCUGGGGAAGAAAUGUCCAAGAAGCACCUGCAGUUAAAAAAGUUACAGAUAUCUCUGCUACGAAUGACUUAAAAAGCAUUCUUGGGUUGCAAUGCAACAACUUGGCAAAAGACUCAAAGCAGGAGCAGAGAUAUAAUAGAGGCCAAGCUAAGCCAUGAUAA